AUGGAGUUAUUUGCCCUUGACAGUCUAUUCAAAGAUAUUCCCAAGCGCAUAAACUUUCAGAACCUUAACGAAAAAUAUGUGCUGGCCCACCCAGAUCUAAGAUGUGGUAAUAUUAUCGUUACUAGCGACCUGCAUAUUCUUGGUAUUAUUGAUUGGGAGUUUACUAGCGCGAUUCCUCUGCAAUUAUUCACACCACCGUCAUGGAUUAUGGGUCAUGAUCCUAGUACCUUGCGCAUUAUCACAGGUAUUCACCGUGGCAAUAUUUUCCCAGAAUUCUGUGGUGUUCUCAAGGACAUGUGUCACACCUCUAUUGCCUGCACGCAGCUAUGGCACGACUGGGGCCUUGAAGAUGAACGACCCCAGCAAGACUACACGUACGAUAUUAAGCAAGUUUCUCCACUGAUGCAAAUACUUCGCCAGCCGGGCAGUCUCAUAGAGGUAUACUACUCCUCUAUCUUUCCAAAGCUAUUUGGACCGGAGGCGUGCAAAGACACAGUGAGGAGUGAAUUCUUUGCCGACGAUAAGAAUCGGGAGCUUUUGGAGCAGGUAGAGGUUCAAAUGAAGAAUUCUGAACGAUAUACUGAUCAUCUCAGGAAACAUAAUCUGCUUGUUGAGGAUGAACGGAUUCAACUGAUACAAGAAUUCCUUGAAAAGACAAAGUUCCUAGUUAAAGGCGACUAG
This is a messenger RNA of Metarhizium brunneum ARSEF 3297, 681 nucleotides long. RefSeq lists its product as uncharacterized. The record is from RefSeq and is a predicted model, not a curated record. Lineage: Eukaryota; Fungi; Ascomycota; Sordariomycetes; Hypocreales; Clavicipitaceae.